AUGACUACUCAAAGGGCUUUCUCUAGAAGGAAUGAGGAAGACAAUGUGAAUCAAGGAGAUCCUCAUAAAGCUCCAGUUGAUCCUUUGACCGAGAAUGUAACAAAUGUGAAGGUUAGGUCGGCUUUCCAAAUGUUGGCUCAAGCCUUGACGGCACAAGCCAAUAGAGAGGUGGUUAAUCAUGUGAACCCGAAUAGGAAUUCAGCGGCUUCAAUAGUUAGGGACUUUGCAAAAAUGAACCCUCUGGAAUUUUAUGGCUCCAAACUUGAGGAAGAUCCUCAAGAAUUUAUCGAUAAGGCCUAUAAGGUACUUGCUAUUAUGGGGGUGAAUCCGGUAGAGAAGGCGGAAUUGGCCGCUUAUCAAUUGAAAGGUGUUGCUCAAUCAACGCUCAAGGAAAAGAAUAGGGAGGUAAAGAGGGCAAGGACUGGUGACGGGAACUUCUCCAAUACAAGGUUCGAUGGACAAGUUCGACCAAGGUUUAGACAAAGGUUUUCCAACCAAGGUUUCUCCAAUGCUCCUUCCAAGUUCACUAGAGAUAGGGUGACUAAACUCAAGCCUCAAGGAGAUAAUGGUAGUGGAUCUUCAUUUUCUAGGCCUAAUUGUACCAAGUGUGGAAGGAGGCACGAUGGUAAGUGUCUAGCCGGCAUGGAUGAGUGCUAUGAUUGUGGUAAGAGUGGUCACAAAAUGAGAUAUUGCCCAAUGCUUACUGCUAAGGGAAGAGAGGAUGUGUAUGCUUUGUUAGACCCUGGUGCUACUUUGUCUUGUGUGACGCCAUAUGUGGAAAUGAUAUUUGAUGUGCUCCCUAAUGUGUUGUUAGAACCUUUUUUUGUCUCUACUCCUGUUGGUGAUUCUGUGGUGGCUAAGAAGGACUCGUGUACUCAACUUUCAGUUCCUGAAUGA
This is a messenger RNA of Solanum verrucosum, 897 nucleotides long. RefSeq lists its product as uncharacterized. The record is from RefSeq and is a predicted model, not a curated record. The transcript has 4 exons. NCBI's taxonomy places the organism in Eukaryota, Viridiplantae, Streptophyta, Magnoliopsida, Solanales, Solanaceae. Gene Ontology annotation, molecular function: zinc ion binding; nucleic acid binding. Bases 1 to 897 code for a protein of 298 amino acids.